AUGGCAAACCACCACACCGCGUUGGAGACCGAGAGCUCCCAGAUUUGCCACGACUGCAAGUCAUUCGUACACGGGAUCGCGGUCUCGUUCGGCUGCAAGGUCUGCAAACUGCCUAUUCCCGACGACGUCAUCGUGUCCGGUGACGACGCCUACCACCGCCACUGCUACAGAUGCAGGCUCUGCAAGAACAGCAUCGACGAUCUCGUCUGCGUCAAGACGAGUCGCGGAAUAUACUGCAUGCCGUGUCACAGCGAGCGUGCAGAGAAGAGGAAGCAGGCAAGGCAGCAGCGCGACUGCGACCGCGAGCGGGUGGCGUAG
Molecule: messenger RNA, 318 nt
Organism: Epithele typhae
Lineage: Eukaryota; Fungi; Basidiomycota; Agaricomycetes; Polyporales; Epitheliaceae
Exons: 2
Coding region: 1-318 (105 amino acids)
Source: RefSeq, a predicted model, not a curated record